AUGAUACAUCUGUUUCGAUUAUUACUGCUCCGGAAAACAAAGCAUUUUUCUUUCAGAUGCAAAAUUUCCGGAAGCAGAUAUAAGGAAGUUUGGAGUGCGUUAUCUGGUACAAAGCGAAAAAGAGAGGGUUUUGAACAAAGUGAGUGUGGGUGGUUGAAUAAACCUGUUGCUGGAAACGCGCUGAUCACAUAUAUGGAGGGCGAACUAGCCGCUAUAAACAGAAGGCUAGUUCAUGUGGAGGGAGUCACGAUUUAUUCGGUCGAUGAUGACCACAACCGACUAAGUUCGAGGGCAGUGCUUCAUCUCACCAAUCUUUCUCAAGUGACCAACCCUAAAAAGGCACUUGGCCCAGUGAACAAUGCAGCCUGUUCUGCUUUGACGCAUGCAUUCAUUGCUAGCCACUACUCUCGCCCCCACGAAAAAAUUACCCACGUUUGGCACCGGCUAGUUCAACUAAUACAAGGAGUACCUACUGUGGGGGCCCUCAGGCCAAUGGUGGAUUCUAUUUUCGCCUCCGAUCGAGGAUAUAAUGAGGUAGAGACUAUUUCUUUUCUCAAUGAACUCUAG
This is a messenger RNA of Chondrus crispus (carragheen), 567 nucleotides long. RefSeq lists its product as hypothetical. NCBI's taxonomy places the organism in Eukaryota, Rhodophyta, Florideophyceae, Gigartinales, Gigartinaceae. The record is from RefSeq and is a predicted model, not a curated record. The transcript has a single exon. The coding region runs from base 1 to 567 and encodes 188 amino acids.